Molecule: messenger RNA, 1948 nt
Organism: Cornus florida
Lineage: Eukaryota; Viridiplantae; Streptophyta; Magnoliopsida; Cornales; Cornaceae
Exons: 3
Coding region: 267-1811 (514 amino acids)
Molecular function (GO): protein binding
Source: RefSeq, a predicted model, not a curated record
CUCAACCCCCAAUCCCCCCCCCUCUCUCUCUACCCCCAAUCUCUCACGUCGCUCCUCGCUUUCUCUCGCGGCUAGGGUUUCGUAAGCUCUAUUCGCUUCUAUUCUCUUGCUGCUUAUUUUUCUCUUUUCAUUUUCCUUCGCUCUAUUCUCUCGCGGCUAGGGUUUCGUAAGCUCUCUCUUUGCAGAUAAAUACACAAACUUGAGGCGGCUUGGCUGACGAUCGAGAUGGCAACAGCGACCCAAAUCCAUCUUUUGUUGGUGAAUCGAUGAUGUUCCCUCUGGUUCAUGAAUCGAUGACGGUCCGAGACCCAAAUCAAUUACGAAAUCCAAAUCCAUCUAUGGUUCCUGAAUGGAUGACGUUUGAAGACUCAAAUCCAUCUCCGUUGGCGUCGGUGGUUGAGAAAACUGUCUAUAUUCGUGCGUGUAAACACGACUUGUAUGGAGGAAAGAUGGACUGGUACGAAAUUAAAUUAAAUGAGACCAGGGAAAGGAAAAGGAAAAGGAAAAGGAAGAGGAAGAGAUCUGGAGGAGAAGGUUAUCCUCCUCCGUUUACGGCGGUAAUCAAACCGAUCUGGGAGAAGGUGGAGACUCCAAUGUGGAGCUGCUGUGUCGCUCUUGGCUCAACCAUUUACAGUAUUGGAGGUUGUAAUAACAUCUAUGGCUAUUACUCUGAAGAAGUCCGUGCUGCCGAUAUGUCAUCGAGGCAGAUUAGGUAUGUUGCUCCGAUGAACGCUGCGAGGUGGUACCCUCAUGCAGUCACCGCUGAUGACAAGAUCUAUGUCUUUGGCGGUCUCAACGGUAAAGGUCCAGAGAUAGAGGUUUUCGACCCAAUCAACAAUAUGUGGGAAAUUAUCACUCCACCUCCACAUCCAAUUCCGUCUCUUUAUUACUGUGGUGGAUUCUUUGUAACUUAUGAUGAAGCAUCAAAAAGGAUUAUCUGUGCUUCGAUCCGCACCAAAUGCCUCCUUGCCUAUGAUACAAAAGGUGGUUCUUGGCAGUCACUGGACUCUGCUUUUGAUGUCAAGAGGAAUGAAACUGGAGCGGCAGUUUUUGAGAAUACUCUGUACUGGAUUUGCAAAGUGAGAGAGCCCUGGGCCGAGUUAGUUGUGUAUGAUAUGGAUCUCAGAGUGUCGGCCAGCACCACUAUCGUAGGUUUAGAGUGUUUAAUACUUGACAGGACAUAUGAUAGGCCGCCUCUUGUUCAUUUCCGUGGUAAUGAGUUCUAUGUCAUUUGGCGUGAUGGAAGAUACAUUGGUGAUAGCGAUGGCGAGGGCGAGGGAGAGGGAGAGGAGCACCAAUCUCUGUUUAGUUGCACGAGAAUACUAGUUUCUAAACAAGUUGAUAGGCAGAACCGGAAAAUCCGAGUGAAAGCUCAAGUUUCUUCCACCAAAACUCAUUUACUUCCUAGACUAUAUGGUAUCAUGAAUGCAGUGGUGCGGAGUCGGCAACACACAUCCUUCUCCACACAGCAGCAUCAGGAGCAACUCAUCACUUCUCAGUUUCAGCCGGGCUCAUCUUCACAUCCUCCUCAGGAUCCACUGUCUCAGUCAGACUCGCUCUCCCAGUACGCCAGUUCUGACUCCAGCUUUAUGAGCGAGUUGACUCAGCUCCAGUCAGACUUUACUACAUUCAGCGCUUGGAUGGGACGGAGGGCUGACGACCUAGAGAGGGGUGUGACAGAUAUAAGGAGGGACAUUACUCAGUUCCGUACGGAGAUGCAGCUUACACUGACUAGAUUUCGUGAGGAAGUUACAGAUAUGCUUCAGCAAUUUACAAAGAUGAUUCAGCCACCACCGGGCGGGACUCCAUGAUUUUGCAUUCUCUAUCUCUCUCAUUUACUCUGUUCUUAUGUGCUCCUUAGACAUUAUUUGACAUACUCUGUUAUUAUUUUGGGGAUGUACUUAUAUGAUAUUGAUUUUUGGAUAUUUAUCUGGGAUACUUUUGGUUA